Messenger RNA from Sitophilus oryzae (rice weevil), 2607 nucleotides. RefSeq names its product probable ATP-dependent RNA helicase DDX23. Gene Ontology annotation, biological process: mRNA splicing, via spliceosome. Bases 169 to 2523 code for a protein of 784 amino acids. The transcript has 12 exons. Gene Ontology annotation, cellular component: catalytic step 2 spliceosome. The record is from RefSeq and is a predicted model, not a curated record. Gene Ontology annotation, molecular function: RNA helicase activity; ATP binding; RNA binding. Lineage: Eukaryota; Metazoa; Arthropoda; Insecta; Coleoptera; Curculionidae.
GUGUCAUUUAAGUCAUCUGUGUCAUAUGCUUGUGUCAAACUUGUGUCAUAUGUGUAUUUUUAUUUUCAAAUUGGAAAUUAAAUUUAUUUAAUUUUGCUGCAGUUUGUUUAAUAUUGAAGCCUUUUUUUAAUUUAUAACUGGUUUGUUCGUUUGUAUUAACUAUAAGUUAUGGGCAGUGAUAAGAAGCGUCGCUCUAGAAGUAAGGAGAGAAGCGAAAAAGAUAGAGAAAAGAGGCGAAAAUCGCGUUCUAAAAGUAAAGAAAGAUCGCUUAAAAGACACAGAUCUAGAUCAAGAGAUAGGUAUGAGAGACGCGAUACAAAAGAGGACAGGAACGAUAGAAGAGAAGACAAACUAGAUAGGAAAGAUGACUUUAAAACCGAUAAGGAUAAGUACCGAGGAGAUAGAGAUCGAAAGGAUGAACGUAAAGAAGAAAGAGAAAGGAAAUUAAAAGAUCUUAAGCAAGAAGAAGAUAUUAAACCAGAUGUCAAAGGACAAGUUAAAGAGGAAUCAAUCAAAAAAGAACCAUUGUCAUUAGAAGAAUUGUUAACUAAAAAGAAAGCAGAGGAAGCAGCAAAGAGUAAACCUGUAUUUUUGACUAAAGAGCAAAGAGCAGCUGAAGCAUUAAAAAGAAGACAGGAAGAAGUUGAUAAACAGCGUAAACUCCAAGAGGAAGAGAGAAAAAUUAUACAAACAAUACAAGUAGUGAGAAAUCAAGAUGAUAGAAAAGAUGAUAGAGAUAGAGACAGAAGAGGCAGAGAUAGGGAGAGGGAAGAAGAGAAACAGAAAGACAAGGAUAAGGAAAAGGAGCAAGAUGCUAUUAAAGAACGUUAUUUGGGUUUGAUCAAGAAAAAGAGAAGAGUGAGAAGAUUGAAUGACAGGAAAUUUGUUUUUGAUUGGGAUGCCGGGGAAGAUACUUCCCUUGAUUAUAAUCCUUUGUAUAAAGAAAGACAUCAGGUACAAUUUUUUGGAAGAGGUAAUUUAGCAGGUAUCGACAUUAAGGCACAAAAAAGAGACCAAAGCAAAUUCUAUGGUGAAUUAUUGGAAAAAAGAAGAACAGAAGCUGAAAAAGCUCAGGAAAAAGUGAGACUGAAGAAGGUGAAAAGAAAGGAGGAGAAACAAUUGUGGGAUGACAGACAUUGGUCAGAAAAAGAAAAAGAAGAGAUGACUGAAAGAGAUUGGAGAAUUUUCAGAGAAGAUUAUAAUAUUACAAUUAAAGGUGGAAAAAUUCCUGAGCCAAUCAGAAACUGGAAGGAGUCAGGAAUUCAGAAAGAAGUUUUGGAAAUUAUUGAUAAAAUUGGUUAUAAAGAACCCACUCCUAUUCAAAGGCAGGCCAUACCGAUUGGUAUGCAAAAUCGGGAUAUUAUUGGUGUAGCUGAAACAGGUUCUGGUAAAACAUUAGCAUUUUUGAUUCCUCUACUUUCCUGGAUCCAAUCCCUACCAAAAAUCGAAAGAAAUGAAGUAGCUGAUCAAGGACCUUACGCCAUCAUUCUCGCGCCUACUCGUGAAUUGGCACAGCAAAUUGAAGAAGAGAGUGUCAAGUUUGGUCAGCCUCUGGGAAUAAGAACUGUAGUUGUUGUUGGAGGUUUGAGCAGAGAAGAACAAGGUUUCAGGUUGAGACUGGGAUGUGAAAUAGUCAUAGCUACACCCGGUCGUUUGAUUGAUGUGUUGGAAAAUAGAUAUCUUGUUUUAAAUCAGUGUACUUACAUUGUACUGGACGAGGCAGAUCGUAUGAUAGAUUUAGGUUUUGAGCCGGAUGUGCAGAAGAUCUUAGAGUAUAUGCCUGUAACGAACUUGAAGCCUGACACUGAAGAAGCUGAGGAUAGUAAAUUGCUAUUGGCAAAUUAUAACAGCAAAAAGAAAUAUAGACAGACGGUGAUGUUUACGGCUACUAUGCCACCUGCAGUUGAAAGGUUGGCAAGGACGUAUCUUAGACGUCCAGCUGUGGUAUAUAUCGGUUCGAUUGGUAAACCUACCGAAAGAGUGGAACAAAUCGUGCACAUUAUCGGCGAGAACGACAAAAGACGCAAACUUAUGGAAUACCUUUCUAAGGGUAUCGAUCCCCCGAUUAUUAUAUUCGUCAACCAAAAGAAAGGAGCAGACGUUCUUGCUAAAGGUUUGGAGAAACUUGGCUACAAUGCUUGUACCCUUCACGGUGGUAAAGGUCAAGAACAGAGAGAAUAUGCUUUGGCCAGUUUGAAAUCUGGCGCCAAAGACAUUCUAGUGGCGACAGAUGUCGCCGGAAGAGGUAUCGACAUCAAAGACGUGUCUGUGGUCAUUAAUUAUGACAUGGCUAAGACAAUUGAAGAUUACACGCAUCGUAUUGGUCGUACGGGUCGUGCAGGCAAGACUGGUAUCGCUGUCAGUUUCUGUACCAACGAAGAUUCGGCACUUUUCUACGAUUUGAAGCAAAUGUUAUUGGCUUCGCCUGUAUCAACUUGUCCACCGGAACUAAUGAACCACUCCGAAUGCCAGGCGAAACCAAAUGCUCCAAAACGGCGCAGAGAUGAAAUGAUUUUCGCGUAGAUAUCGAGAUAUAAAAAAAAUAUUUACUUAUAAGUUUAUUGUGUAUUGUCUAGAAAUAAAUACAUUUUAUUAAAGACGUUUUUA